Messenger RNA from Camelina sativa (false flax), 363 nucleotides. The record is from RefSeq and is a predicted model, not a curated record. Lineage: Eukaryota; Viridiplantae; Streptophyta; Magnoliopsida; Brassicales; Brassicaceae.
CCUAAAACAGCCAGCCUCCAGCAGCAGGAGCCGGAACCGGAGCUAGCUCUUCUUCCUUUGCGUUCGGAAGAUAUGGCAGAAUCUCGCAGCAAUAGAGCGGCCGUUCAGGCUACUAACGACGAUGCAUCCGCCAGUAAAUUGUCUUGUGUCAAAAAGGGAUAUAUGAACGACGACUAUGUUCACCUCUUUGUGAAAAGGCCUGUUCGAAGAUCUCCCAUCAUUAAUCGAGGUUACUUUUCCCGUUGGGCUGCCUUCCGAAAGCUUCUCUCUCAGUUUCUAGAAAGUUCUUAUCAAACAGCUCCAGCCAAGAAACAGAUACUCUCACUCGGAGCUGGCUUUGAUACUACGUUUUUUCAAUUGCUG